Messenger RNA from Tuber melanosporum (Perigord truffle), 3783 nucleotides. RefSeq lists its product as uncharacterized. Bases 1 to 3783 code for a protein of 1260 amino acids. NCBI's taxonomy places the organism in Eukaryota, Fungi, Ascomycota, Pezizomycetes, Pezizales, Tuberaceae. The record is from RefSeq and is a predicted model, not a curated record. Gene Ontology annotation, biological process: phosphorylation; phosphorelay signal transduction system. The transcript is spliced from 8 exons. Gene Ontology annotation, molecular function: protein binding; phosphorelay sensor kinase activity.
AUGGCUCCUCCUCCUUUGCAAGAUGGGAUGUCGGUGCCAAAUAAUAAUAGUGACACUCGGGCUUCGAUAACAAACAGUAAAAUCCCCGGAGGAAAUGGUGGGGAGAAACCGGAGAAGCUGCUCAUCGAUCCGGAACAUGAAUCUUCCUCCCUUCCUCCCCCCGCGCUCCCGUAUCGCUCGUCGGAUAGAGAUAAUCCAACUGCCCAAAAAUAUGCGGCGCAUCCUCCCCUUUCAAAUCCACCACCGCCGUCAAGUGCGUCUUUAGCAUUCACAGCGCUGAAAUUCCUCCCUACCCCGCUACUCGUCCUAUCACAGGAUAAAACGGUGGUUUUGGCGAAUGAGGCUAUGGGGCGAUUACUGGGGGUGGAACCAAAUGGUCAGUCCACAAAUAGGGUCGGUGGGACAUUACCGGAGCUUUCGAUAACCGAGUUACUCUACGGGAAGGGCUUAGGGGAUCUCCAUUUCGCUGUUCUUCAGCGGAAGUGGCCCUUGUGGGUGAGCUGGGAGCAAUUCUUGGACGUUUUGGCGAGCGAUAUUGAGAGGGGUGAGGGAUUCCAAAAUGCGAAUUCCCUUCUCAAUAUUUCUACAGAAACGCCCCCCUUGUCUGAAGAUCCAUCGGCUCCACAGACUCUGAUACGAGAUGCGGCUAUAGACGUCCUGUUCUCAACGUUGGGUGAUUUUUCGGAGGGCAAGCCGCGUCAGGUGGAGGCGAAGAUGAUAGUCUCUAUAUGGGCGCUGGGCGGGGAGAGAUAUUUCACACUUACGUUCAAUUCCAUGACCCCGUCUUCCAAUACAUUUAACGCGAGCAGUCCCGGUUCCGAAAUCGCCUUCUUCACAACAAAGGGUACGACCGCGGACGGGUCAUGCCAGGCCCCCCAAUCCGGCGCAUCGGUGCCGGAUUUACUACUUUCUGGGGCCCCCGCAUCAUCUGACAUUUCAUCCGUGCCUUCUGUGCUGCAGAAGAUCACGCGAAUGAAAGAUGCUGUGUUGGACGCGAUGGAAAUCCCUGUUUUUGCCAUGUGGCAUGAUGGCUCGAUCGGGAUGGCGAACCGUGCGGCACGGGACUUGCAACCCACCGACAGGAGUUCAGAGAAUGCCGAAUUGGGAACUUUCGCGAGCCGGUACAACAUCUGGACAGAGGACUUCUCGCGGCGGCUCACCGAGGAUGAGGUUCCCAUUGUUCGCCUCUUGAAGAGCAAGAAGGUCCUUGCCCCCCAAAGGGUUGGAACGUUCUCGGCCACCGGGGAUAAAAUCGUAUUCGAUACUUGCGGGGAGGGCAUAUAUGAUGAUGAAACGGGAGAGUUUAUUGCCGGUUUGGUCUGGCUUAGGGAUAUAACCGAGUACGAAGAAAAGCUGGUGACCCAGCAGGAAACGAAUGAGCUACGGUUUAUGACUAUGUGCGACAGUAUGCCACAGCUGAUAUGGACCACCCUGCCGGAUGGAUAUCACGACUAUUAUUCAAAGCGGUGGUACGAUUAUACGGGACUCACUAAGGAAGAAUCUUUGGGAAUGGUAGACAAAUCUAUCGGUUGUCAUCAAGAAGACAUGGAACUUGUAAGCAAGGAAUGGCAACACAGUUUAGCGACAGGACAGGACUAUACCGUAGAAUACCGGUGUCGACGUCGAGAUGGUGUCUGGCGGUGGAUGCUCGGCAGAGCACUACCACUACGUGAUCCGAAGUCUAAACAAAUCAUCAAAUGGUAUGGCACCUGCACUGACAUCCACGAUCUUGUCGAAGCCCGCGAGACUGCCCGUCGCACUCGUGCUCAACUUCGCGAGGUUCUUCAGCACUCUCAAAUAACGCUCUGGGCGAUUGAUCGGAGCAAUCACAUCACACUGUUAGAAGGUGGAGCGAUAUGGGAGGCGGCAAACGCCUCGAAAGCGGUUAUAGGAAGUAACAUUUACGACCUGUUCAAGGAUUGUACAGAGUUUCUUUCCCCGAUAGAGGAUGUCCUUGAAGGGAGGGAGAGGGAAUUGUUCUCCGAGGCCGCGUUACAUGGCAGGUGGCUAAAGACGAAGUACGUCCCGAUACUCGGGAAGAAAGGCAUCGCCGGGCAAUAUGACGUGAGUUAUAUCGGUGGGAUCAUCGGUGUUAGUGUGGAUGUCACGGAGAUACAUAACAAGAGCAUGGAAUUGGAGGCCCGCGAACGAGAGAAUCAGGUGUUAGUUGCGAAUGAGAGUGCCGCAAAGGAGGCGAGUAAGUUGAAGAGUGAAUUUUUGGCAUCCAUGUCUCAUGAGAUCCGAACACCUAUCACUGGAGUAGUAGGAAUGGCAGAAAUUCUACUGGAUACCCCACUUGAAGAAGAGCAACGAGAAUUCGCGGAAAAUAUCCAACGCUCUGCAAACGCUCUCUUAACUGUCAUAAAUGACAUCCUUGAUAUUUCCAAGGUCGAAUCGGGUCGUCUAGACAUCGAGGAAUUCGAUCACACCGUGGACUUUAGCGAAUUUGGCGGGAACAUGACGGUGAUCGGGGAUCCCGGUCGGGUGAGACAGAUUUUAACCAAUUUACUCACAAAUAGUAUCAAGUUCACUCACGAAGGAUUCGUCAAGCUGGCUGUCGGCGUCGAGAAGGAAGACGAGGACGUAAUUGUCGUCAAGUUCGUCGUCAAAGAUUCUGGCAUAGGCAUCGACGAGGAUGUUCAGCAGAAGUUAUUCCAGCCCUUUACGCAGGCUGAUUCGUCCACUGCAAGACGGUUUGGAGGUACCGGGCUAGGGCUGACUAUUAGUAAAAAUCUCGUCGACCUUAUGGGCGGCUCUAUUGGCCUUGCGUCCAGUCUUGGUGCUGGAACAACAGCCCACUUUAUCAUACCAUUUCACAGACCCCAGUAUCAAAAUGGUUUGGUGUAUCCGCCUGAUGUCAGCACGUUGCCAGAUAGGCUGCAGUCAGACUUAUCUGUGUCUUGCCAAUCUUCAGAUUACGGCGUCUCGACUCCCCCCGAAAGUCCUAUCGAUCCAGCAAUCAAGCAGAGGGCAAGAUCCUCCAGCAAUUCGCAGAAAUUGCUGAAAAGGCUUACUCCACCGCUGGGACCGUCCCCUGAGAGUGCGGAAGAGAGGAAGAGAACCCAUGUGCUGGUUGUUGAAGAUAACGACAUAAACCAACAAAUUGCCAUCCGCUUAAUCAAAAAACUAAACUUCUCCGUCUCGGCGGUCUCAAACGGCCUAGAAGCCCUCGAGUUCCUCAAAGAAGCCGCACCAAACGGCGACAUCACCACCUCCCUCUCCUCCACAACCUCCACCCCCCUAUGCCCCAGACGCCCCGACAUAAUUCUAAUGGACGUCCAAAUGCCAGAACUCGACGGCUACAGCGCCACCAGAAUCAUCCGCUCGGGGAAACUCUACUCAUAUCCCUGCGCCCCGAACCGCCACGCAAACGACGUGCCGAUCGUGGCGAUGACUGCGUCUGCUAUUCGCGGGGAUCGGGAGAAGUGCCAGGAAGCGGGUAUGGACGAUUACCUUGCAAAACCGGUCCGCAGCGCGACAUUGGAGAAGAUGCUGUUGAAGUGGUGCCAGGCCAAGAGGAAACCUGCCUCUCCCCCACCUCAGAUUGCGCUAUCGCCACCAGCAAUACGACCGGAAGGCUCUGUCCCAGUUGGUGUGACGGAAAAAGGCAUUGUCGAAUACCCCGAAAUCAAAGAUAUUGGCACUGUAGAGCGCUCGUCGCAGGCCACGCCCCGUGCAAGCACCACCCCGGAUCCUUUCGAUAAAGUAUAUGCGAAUGCCAGCUGUAGUAACGGUGGGGGUGGCGGAAAGUAUGUUCCAGGUGUUGGGCAACGGAAGUCUUGA